This is a messenger RNA of Macrosteles quadrilineatus (aster leafhopper), 885 nucleotides long. RefSeq lists its product as uncharacterized. The record is from RefSeq and is a predicted model, not a curated record. The coding region runs from base 1 to 885 and encodes 294 amino acids. The transcript has 3 exons. Gene Ontology annotation, molecular function: nucleic acid binding. NCBI's taxonomy places the organism in Eukaryota, Metazoa, Arthropoda, Insecta, Hemiptera, Cicadellidae.
AUGCACAAGCUUCUAUCUAAAUCAACUGCUUCAGAGGUUAUUCAAAAGAGUUUGACUGAUAAAGGAGUACAAUGGCACUUUAAUCCUCCUUCGGCUCCACACUUUGGAGGAAUCUGGGAGGCUGCGGUAAAGUCGGCAAAAUAUCAUCUCAGACGAGUGAUAGGCAUCCAAAUCUUCACGUUCGAAGAACUUUCUACCUUGUUUGCUGAAGUAGAGGCAGUGAUGAACUCGAGUCCUCUUUCCCCACUAUCACCUGAUCCAAAUGAAAAUAAUGUUCUCACUCCAGGGCAAUUCUUGAUUGGUGAAGCGUUAACUGCAGCACCUUCACCUGAUGUGACAGAUAUUAACCUCAAUAGGAAGGAUAAACUGAAAGGAAAACUGACACUUUGGCAACACAACUGCCAAAAAGCACCAAAAAGCACGGUCAAGGCUCCGAGUGUUUUGGGACAGAUGUCCAAACAAAAUAGGAGCAACACAAAGUACCCGCGGUCAUCCCGGAGGAAACUAGCUCCAAGCGCGGAGGAAAUUGAGGAAGAACAGAACUUUUUCAAAAGAUUAACACGUAGUAGGACAGCUGCAGUCGAAGCUUCUUCCGAUGUAGCUAGCGCGCGUGUGGAUAGAGUUGACCUCUCCAUUGGCGGUGAAGUUGAAAUCACCACGACUAGCGCCACCUCUACGCCGAUGCCCCAACAGAAUCCCGGCCUAUCAGAGGACUUGCGUAGAAAUUUUGAACAAACCUUAGAAAACGCAAUGUCUGUAAUCAGAUCAAACAGUGCUGCAGAAGACGAUGUCCUUUCCGAUUCCCAAGCAGACAGGGAUAGUCAGCCAGGUGACAAUCCCCCCCCCUCCACACCAGCAACCCCAAAUCUACAGAGCCGAACAUGA